GUAUAAAAUGCUGAUGUUGCCGAUUUAAUUUGUUUUAUGCCCCAAUUUCUAUAUUCAUUUUGCAGUAUUACAAUGUAAACAUAUGGCUACAUUUUAUCCACGCAGUCCUGGUAUAUAUAAAAUGAAUCUAGGGCAAAUCAGUAUCAAAAUCGUGAUGCUGUGUGCCCGUAAUCUCCACCCAUUUCCUGAGGUGUGAAGGAUGUCGUUCUGUAGCCCACCGCACCCACCAGCUCCACAGCAGCAGCAGCCUUCCUGACCGAUUUCUGUUCACAUCGACUCCUGCUUCAUCUACACAGACUUUCGGGGAAUCCGCACGUAGGCACGGACCAGUCGAUGGAAAAAGCGAGAAGAUGAUACUGUGAAGAGGGUGGACAUGGAAACCCGACGCUGAGUUCCUUUAAUUGUGAUCAUAAGACACCAUGGCCAAACAGUAUGAUGUGCUGUUUAGACUCCUGCUCCUCGGAGACUCCGGUGUCGGCAAAACCUGUUUAUUAUGCAGAUUCACGGACAAUGAAUUUCAUCCCUCUCACAUUUCCACCAUCGGUGUCGAUUUCAAAAUGAAGACUUUGGAGAUAGAUGGCAUUAAAGUGCGAAUACAGAUAUGGGACACAGCAGGUCAGGAGAGAUAUCAGACCAUCACUAAGCAGUACUACAGAAGAGCACAGGGCAUUUUUCUGGUGUAUGACAUCACAAGCGAGCGCUCGUUCCAGCACAUCAUGAAGUGGGCCAGUGAUGUAGAUGAGUAUGCCCCUGAGAAAGUGCAGAAGAUACUUGUUGGAAACAAGUCUGAUGAAGAACACAAGAGACAAGUAGCUACAGAACAGGGAAAUAAGCUUGCCAAGGCUUAUGGAAUGGAUUUUUUUGAGACAAGUGCCUUUACCAACCACAACAUUACAGAGUCUUUCACCCGAUUGGCUGAGUUAGUCUUACAAGCCAAUAAGAAGGAUCUUGAUUUGUUGGGAGGAUCCAUGAAUGAUGAGUUCAAUCUGGCUGUUUUGGAGGAGCAGGAAGGAUUGUGUAAUGUUAGCGAUGACACCCGCAAGUCCUGCUGGUGCUGAGGACAGGAAGUGACAUGACUACUUUUUCACUUCAUAUCCAUAUUUAUGUUGCAUUUACAUUUUGAAUUUCAUUUUGCAAAACAGUUAUUGUUAACCAGUGUUUGGUGCCUUUAAUGGCUUAUUUCCUGCUGAUUCUUAAGAAUAUUAUUUCUUAUUGAUUAUUUAUUUUAUAGUUACUAAACAUUAAGAUAGAACAUUAAAGAAUAUUGUAUCCUCAUUCUGAAAAUCAAGAUCAAAAGGCCACUGCUGUGCAAUUGUACAUUAUUUAGUUACGCUCAUUCAAGCCACACAUUCAGAGUCUGUCAUACGUUAUAUUAAAUGUAACAAAUAUAAAAUACAAGUUGAUUAAGUGUUAGGCAGCACUGACAGAAUGGUUUAUUCAAAGGAAUAGUUCAAUCAAAAAAGAAAAUGUCAAGAAUAUUAAGCCACCCUCAGGCUAUCUAAUGAGUUUAUUUCUUCAUCAUAACAGGAGAAAUCUAGCACUACUUUUUACAUUUAACUCACCAAUGGAUCCUCUGCAGUGAAUGGGUGCCAUCAGAAUGAGUCCAAACAGCUGGUAAAAAACUCCCAGUAAUCCACAAGUAAUCAACACAACUCUAGUCCAUCAAAUAAUGUCUUGUGAAGUCAAACGUUCUGUGUUUGUUAGAAACCAAUCCAUCAUUAAGGCAUUUGAAGUUUAAACUAAAUUUCCAUAAUCCAUACUAAAAGUCCACCUGCUAUUGUCUUCUUACAACAAAAUACACCAACACAUUUUUUUCUCUCUUGUAAACAGUGCUUGAUCUGUGCAUAUAUCUCUCCUGAUUUAGAGAAAGCAAUAUUAUGGAUAUUGUCUUGAUGAUGAUUUGUUUAUUACAAACACAGCUUUCCACUUUUAAUUGGUGGACUAGAGUCAUGUGGGCUAUUAUGAUGCUCUUAAUCAGCUGCUUAAACUCUCGUUCUGAUGGCACCCAUUUACUGCAAAGGAUCCUUUGGUGAACAAGUGAUGUGCUGCUAAAUUUCUCCAAAUAUAUUCUGAUUAAAAAAAGACAUGAGGGUGAAUAGAAUUUAAGCAAAUGGUCCUUUUUGGGUGAAGUAUUCCUGGUUGUAUGGCUGGGGUGCUCAUGCUAACAUAUUCUUCUUUCCUUGUGUUUUGCUUUGGGACUUCAUGUGAAUAUUAUUCAGAUUUGAUUUGGCUUUCUAUAAAAAUCUUGAAUUUUGAAACCUUGACUGCACCUACUUGACCAAUGUUUGCUCUUUCAAGGUAAUAAAUGUAUUCUUGAAUGAUGAAAUGAUGAAGCUUCACACGUCACUGUAACAUUCUAAGCUUCUUUUCGUUAAAAGAAAAAAAUUGAAAAAAAUAGUCACUAAACAUGCUGCUUAACAGUUCUGGUCCACUGUGAUUGUAAAUGAAUGCAAGGAAUUUUGAUCUCAUUAAUCUGAGGUUACUCACUAAUUUACUCAAGUAGUAUGAUUGAAUGCGGUAUUUUAUACCAAUAUUACAUCAAGCUCACUUGUUCCAUCAAUAAUCACUAUUUAGCUGAUUAGAAUAGUUGGGAUGUUUCAACUUUUACUCUAUAAAUGAAUCCGGAAUUGAUGUGGUUUAAUUUCAUCACAGCACACUGAAUAAUGUUUUUUCCUGCUUAAAUCAACAUCUUACCCAUACAAACUGGAGGGAAAUAUAUGCAGACUGAACCGUUGUGAUGCCCAGCAUUGAUGGCGGUGUACAUCACUGUAAUGACAUGGGUUGUAUUGCUAAAGAUUCAAUGUAUAUUACACUAUUGCAGCAUUUAUAUGUGCAAGUGCCAUUGUACUAUGUUGAUUUAAAUUAACUCUUGAAUAAUGCUGAUAUGUUUAUCUGUUGUUUCAUGAAAUACGUCCAUGAAAAAAAAUCUGAGAAAUUUAAAUGCGUAUGUGGUUAUUUAUAUAUAAACUGCAAUGUUGUGAUUCUGUUUAAGGGGGGAUGUAUAGUUAUGAAUAAACAUCUAAUUAUGUAA
Carassius auratus (goldfish) is the source of this 3031-nucleotide messenger RNA. RefSeq names its product ras-related protein Rab-15-like. Lineage: Eukaryota; Metazoa; Chordata; Actinopteri; Cypriniformes; Cyprinidae. Gene Ontology annotation, molecular function: GTPase activity; GTP binding. The transcript has 7 exons. Gene Ontology annotation, biological process: Rab protein signal transduction. The record is from RefSeq and is a predicted model, not a curated record. The coding region runs from base 420 to 1058 and encodes 212 amino acids.